AAGUCGGCGUCCCUGAACAGCGGCCUGUGCCAGGGCAUGGCUCUGAACCUGCGAACGCUGAGUCACAGCGACUCCUACACUUGGGCCCAGCAGAACCACAGCCCCAACCUCACCUGCACUAGCAGGUCCCUCCAGCGCGGCGGCAUCAGCGGCAGUUUUUCCUCGGUGACCAACACGUACCUGGAGUCCCAACACGCCAGAGACCAAGGGGAGCUCACACACUCCGUGUCCGAGUUCUGCACCCCGCCGCGAAUAUCUCGUACCUUAUCGAUGGGGAGAAACCUGUCAGCUAUUGCUAAUGAGAGGCGACACGUGGAGAUGAUCGCGCUGGAGAACGACGGGCAGGGUCUGGGCUUUGGCAUCGUGGGAGGGAGGAGCACGGGGGUCAUGGUGAAGACCAUCCUCCCUUCAGGAGCCGCUGGACAGGACAAGCGGCUGCGCAGCGGCGACCAGCUGCUCCGCAUCGGGGACGAGGACCUGGAGGGUAUGGGCAGCGAGGAAGUGGCGCAAGUGCUGCGCAACGCCGGCACCCGGGUCAAGCUGCUCAUCGCCAGGAACAUCGUCACGGGCACCGACCACUCCAUGCCUACCCUCGGUCUGCAGCAGGAGACGGACUCCGAGGUGGGUGAAAUAGAGGAGGAUUAUGAGUUUGAUGUCCAGUUUACCAAGAACAGCCUGGGACUGGGAGUCACCAUCACUGCUUGCCAAGGGUACCUCAACUCAGUGGCCCCGGGCGGGGUGAUGGUGAAGAGCAUAGUGAAGGGCAGCACUGUGGACCAGGAUGGACGCAUCCACAUCGGAGACAGGAUCUUAACUGUGGACCGGGUGAGCCUGCAGGGCUGCAGCGAGCAGAAGGCCCUGGAGGUGUUGAGGAAGACCGGUUCCAAGGUGCACCUGCGUCUGGCCCGGGCGCCCCUCCGCCUGGAGUACCUGCUGCCUCCGCCCCCGCUCCGCCCCGCCCUCCGCCACGCCCACAGCUGCCGGGAGCCCCCCCUCCGGAGGCUCAACCAGAUCCAAGAGACAGGAACCGUUCUCUCCUUGCUCGACAUCGCCAAGAGAGCCGCCUAUGCCUGCGUCAAAGACCCCCCGCAGGAGUCCAGAGAUGCAGUGAAGCUCACACAGGCAGAGGAGGAGGAUCUGAGGAGGAGGUGGCAGCGCGCGCUCGGACCCAGAUACCAAGUGGUGGUGUGCCAGCUGGAGAGAUUCAGUGAGACCAGCGGCCUGGGCAUCAGCCUGGAGGCCAGGGCAGGCCACCACUACCUCUGCUCUGUCCUGCCCGAGGGCCCUGUGGGCCAGGGAGGCAAGAUCUACACCGGGGACAAGAUCCUGGAGGUGAACGGGAUCCCUCUGGUCGGGGAGACCCACAGGGAGGUGGUGAGCGUCCUGAGGGAGCUGCCGGUGUGUGUGUGUAUGGUGUGCUGUCGCCUCGUGCCCCCCCCGCCCAUCGACAGCGACGACGAGGAGGACUUCCACCUCAGCCUCAAAGAGCUGCUGGCCGAGUUCAACGACAAGUUGGACCACGGCUGCUGUAUUCUUCCUGGUGUUGCUCAGGAUUGUGGGAAACGUAGUUUGCCCCCGGUCUCGCCCCCCCUGGCCAUGUGGGAGAGGGACGCACAAGUGGUGGAGCUGCAGAAAGGAGAGGAAGGCCUGGGCUUCAGCAUCCUGGACUAUCAGGACCCGGAGGACUCUGCUAAGACGGUCCUGGUGAUCCGGUCACUGGUUCCUGGGGGCGUAGCGGAUAUGGACGGCAGCUUGCUGCCCGGCGACCGCCUCAUGUUCGUCAACGACACGGACCUGGAGAGCGCCAGUCUGGACCACGCCGUCCAGGUCCUAAAGUCCACCUCCUACGGCACCGUGCGCAUCGGCGUCGCCAAACCACUGCCGCUGGACGCGUGCGGCCUGGAGCCCAUCCCGGAGAGAGAGACUCCCCCGGCGAGGGAAGAGAAUGACAGGCCGCCCUCGGCCCAGCUAGCCGCACAGCCACACGCUAACACCUGCACGUCUGAGAGGAACAGCCAGCAGCGCUACGAGCUAAAGGAAGAGAAGCCGCAGCAGAGCUACGGCAACAUGGAGGUGGCCAAUAAGACGCAGGCUCCGCCCCUUCCCAGAAGCGGUUUUGAGAGGACAAUAACGGUUGUCCGGGGCAACCGUAGCCUUGGGAUGACCGUGAGCGCCAUAAAGGACGGCUCGGCCAUCCUGGUGCGCAGCGUGGUCCACGGAGGCUCCAUCAGCCAGGACGGCAGGCUGGGGGUGGGGGACAGCAUCCUGGCCCUGAACGGGGAGGCCACCACCUGCCUCACCAACGCCAAGGCCAGGGCCAUGCUCCGCCAGCACUCUGUCAUAGGGCCCAACAUGAGUGUGACAUAUGUCCCAGCUUCUCAGGUGGAGGAGCACCGAGCCCGUCUGGCUCAGGCCCCCCUGGCAACCGUCACAGUGGAUGGGCCAUCACACUCACCCAUCCCCCCCACACCCUCUCCUGAACCAGCCUGGGCCCCAACACCACACCCAGGACCAGGACUCGCACCAAGACCACACCCAGGACCAGACACUGGACCAGGACUCGCACCGAGCCCACGCCCAGGAUCAACACCAACACCAAGACCAGGACCAGCACCAGCAAUAUCCUCAACUCCAGCCUUCAACACAAGGGACCGCUGCCCCAAGCCUCCGCCCCAGGAGGAGAGGAGAGGAGAUGGAGAGAGCACGGAGGUGAAGAGACGGGACAAGGGGGGAGCGCAGGUCAAGGCCAAGGCGGUCGAAGGGAGAGAGGGAGGAAGAGGAGAGGAGGAGGGGGAGGAGGCGCAGUGCCCCACCAUCUUGUCCUGGAGCGAGCCUCGAAGGGUGCAGCUGAGGCGUGGGGUGCCAGGCCAGUGUCUGGGCAUCGGUAUCAUGGGGGGUAAGGGGAUCGGCAGCAGACUGAGCAGCGGGGAGAUGAUGAGGGGCAUCUUCAUCAAACACAUCACCCCUGACAGCCCCGCCGGGCUCAACGGCACCCUCAAGACUGGGGACAGGAUCCUGGAGGUAGGUGACGUGGACCUGAGAGACGCCAGUCAUGAGCAGGCAGUAGAGGCCAUCCGCAGAACUGGAGACUCUGUGGUCUUCCUGGUGCAGACCGGCCACCACAGACCUCAGUCUCCUGUGCUCUCUAACCACGAGAGGCUCGCUACUCACACCAGCUCUCACAACAACAAGGAACCAGAGACUCACUGUGGCCUGUUCCUUAGUCUCUCCCCCACCAACCCCUUCACUCCCACCCCCUUUAAGCCAACAGCCAAUAGGACAGCCAAGAAAAGCCCAACAACAGCUGCUCCACCAAUGGCAGGGGACGACACAGAGGACGAGUUUGGCUACAGUUGGAAGAAGAUGAUGCAGAGGUAUGGCAGCCUGCCAGGGGAGCUUCACAUGAUGGAGCUGGAGAGGGGGCGGGGCGAGGCCCGGGGCCUGGGGCUGCACCUGACAGGGAACCAGGACAGCUCCCGCGCCCGCAUGAGCGUCUACGUGGCCGGGCUGGACCCCCAGGGGGCGGCGGGCGCCGACGGGCGCCUACGGGUGGGCGACGAGAUCCUAGAGAUUAACGGUCAGAUCCUGUAUGGACGAAGCUACCAGAACGCCUCCUCCAUCAUCAACAGUGCUCCAUGUAAAGUCAAGAUCAUCUUCAUCAGGAAUCCUGCCGCCUUAAACCAGAUGGCAGUGGGACCCACGGGAGACUAUGUGGACUUGCUCAACUCCGAGACCAAGACAGAUGUGUCUCCUACCUCAGUCAAUGUCGGCUUGUUCAGAGACGUCCAUGAUGUUGUUUUGGCUCAGGAUCAUGUGGGUCUGGGGCUUCUUCUGAGGGAGCAAGAGACCAAGGAAGGAGCCAUCGUCAGAUCUCUGAUACCUCAGAGCACAGCGAGCGUGGAUGGCAGGAUAAGACCAGGUGACAGGAUCCUGGCUGUGGACAACGAGCCUGUGGUGGGACUGGCGUUGGAUAAGGUCUCUAGUUUACUACGGAAAUCAAAGAGCACAGUCAAGCUCUCAAUCAGUUCCUGUCAUCAUAACCCCCUGUCCUCCUCUUCCUCCAAUAACCCCCUCCCCCUUUCCUCCUCCUCCAAUCAGCCCCUCCCCCUCUCCUCCUCUUCCUCCAACAACCCCCUCCCCCUCUCGUCCUCCAACAACCUCCUCCCCCUCUCCUCCAAUCACCCCCUCUCCUCUUCCUCCAAUCACACCCUUCCCCUCUCCUCCUCUUCUUCCAUCAACCAUCCCAUUCCCAUCUCCUCCACGGCUUCGUUGGUGAGAAAAUCUUCUGCUGGGCGAUCUGAUUGGCCCGUGGCUGACUCAGCAACCCCUGACCUCCUGAGCUGUCCAAUCAUACCAGGGUGUGAGACCACCAUAGAGAUCUGUAAGGGGAAUAUUGGACUUGGCCUCAGCAUCGUAGGUGGCUAUGACACACUGCUGGGUGCAGUAAUUAUCCAUGAAGUGAAUGCUGGGGGGGCAGCUCAGAGGGAUGGGAGACUGUGGGCUGGAGACCAGAUCCAAGAGGUGAACGGCAUGGACCUGCGGCAGGCCUCCCACGAGGAGGCCAUCGCCGUGCUGCGUCUGACCCCCCAGCGCCUGCGCCUCAUCGUGUUCAGGCACCAGGAGGCCUACCAGGAGGAGGACCUGUGGGACGUUUUCUCCCUGGAGCUCCAACCCCGACGGGGACAGGGCCUGGGCCUCGCCACCGUGGGCAAGAGUAAUGACACGGGCAUAUUCGUUUCGGAGAUCGUCCGCGGAGGGCCGGCUGACAUGGACGGCAGGCUGUUGCUGGGCGACCAGAUCCUGUCAAUCAACGGGGAGGACGUGAAAGCGGCGGAGCAGGAACACGUGGGGGUGCUGCUGCAGAACUGCCCGGGGGUUGUCCAAUUAGAGGUGGCUCGCUUCAAACCAGGACUGCACUACUCUCUAGGAAGCCAUGUGUCUGUGAGUGGUGACUCGGACAGUUCCACUCUGACUCCAUCCAGCACUGGUGACACCCUCCCCCGCCAGAGGGAGACAGAGAGCAGAGGUCGUCAGCCCAGGACAGUGGUCAUCCACAAGAGGCCUGGGGACUCUCUGGGCAUCAGUGUGGCAGGUGGGGUGGGCAGUCCCCAUGGCGACCUCCCUCUCUUCAUUGCUUCCAUGGAGACCACCGGACUGGCCGCCAGGACGCAGAAACUACAGACUGGAGACAAGAUGGUCAGUAUUAACGGGGUGCCCACUGAGGGAAUGACUCACGUCCAUGCAGGAGCUCUGCUGAAGAACACCUGUGGGACCAUCACUUUUCAGGUGGUAUCGGGGUCUGGAGGGUGUGGCAUGCUGGAUCAGAGUGAGGACGUGACUGACCCCUCAUCAGGACUGCCCAGUGGAGUCCCAGCUUGCUCCAACAGCCUCUGCGCCCGUGUGUAUAAAACCAUCACCCUGGACAGGGGCUCGUCUGGGCUGGGCUUCAGCAUCGUGGGGGGGUUCGGCAGCCCCCAUGGAGACCUGCCCAUUUAUGUCAAAACAGUCUUUGGCAAGGGGGCAGCCCUGAAAGACGGCAGACUGAAGGGCGGCGAUCAGAUCAUUGCCGUCAACGGACACUGUCUGGAGGGAGUGUCGCACGCCGAGGCCGUCGACAUUCUGAAGAGAACCAAGGGAACCGUAGUCCUCACCGUGCUCUCCUGAACGCUGCGUCCCGCUUUGAUGAUGUCAUCCGCACAUGUGGUAGCGUAGAAGGUAGAUGUCAGUCACACAGCUUGUCCCCUGCUCUAAAAGCUAAACUUCAACCCAUCUGAAUGUAGAAGUGCUUCUGACUAGCUUUACAGUAAAUGACUGCAGGCUUACAUACAGUACACACAGCAAAACAUCUAUACAGACUAUACAGACCUUCAAGAAAAAUGAUGAAAAGGAUUGUAAGUACUUACGGGUUACUUUAAGUACUUAAAAUCAGAAUAUUCAUUGUCAUAUAUUGCAUUCUAUUAGAGCUUACAUGCCUAACCACAGUUUAGUAGGCCACCUCUAAUAAGAUUAAGUCUGCAUAAUAAGACAUGUGGCAAAUUCAUGCAAUCAAGUGAUUCUGCCAAUCUUUUAUGUGGCAAUAAGCUUUUACAAUAUUACAAAACUUCCAUUGGAUAGCAUGUCUCCUGUAUGCUUGUUUCUACCUGAUCGCGGGGUCCCACACAAUAGUUUUGUUUUUUUUACUGUAACUCAGUACUUACUCUCUUUGAAUAAUAUUUAUCUUCACAAUGUUGUAAAACGCAUUUUAUUUAAGAUGAUAAUACAGAUUUUUACUGAUACUUAUUUUAUAGACACGACUUUCAACUGGCAAGUAUUAUUAUGGUGUGUGCGAGAGAACUUGGCUUGUUAAUACAUUUAGCAUUAUUUAUUCAUUUAUUUAUUAUACACUGUAUUAUUUUUAACGAUUAUGGAACAUCUAUUUAUACACAACAAUGUCUGU
This is a messenger RNA of Osmerus eperlanus (European smelt), 6436 nucleotides long. Its product is annotated as multiple PDZ domain protein. The record is from RefSeq and is a predicted model, not a curated record. The transcript has 41 exons. Lineage: Eukaryota; Metazoa; Chordata; Actinopteri; Osmeriformes; Osmeridae. Gene Ontology annotation, molecular function: protein binding. Bases 37 to 5664 code for a protein of 1875 amino acids.